This is a messenger RNA of Fonticula alba, 3240 nucleotides long. RefSeq lists its product as hypothetical. The transcript has 5 exons. Gene Ontology annotation, molecular function: protein binding. NCBI's taxonomy places the organism in Eukaryota, Rotosphaerida, Fonticulaceae. The record is from RefSeq and is a predicted model, not a curated record. Gene Ontology annotation, biological process: tRNA wobble uridine modification. Bases 91 to 3126 code for a protein of 1011 amino acids. Gene Ontology annotation, cellular component: elongator holoenzyme complex.
UCUCUCUCUCUCUCCCUCCCUCCUGCGGCACGCCCUUUGCUGCCUCGCUUUUCUACUUCCCCCCUGCCGUGCCACGUGCUCGCCGCGCCGAUGUCAAUGCCGUCGCUCGAGUUUCUGGCCAUCGGUGCCGCCCGGUCACCGGGGGCUCUCUGGUCCGGCCACUCGAUUUGGACCUACGGCUGCCACAAUUCCGUGGCCAUCUGCCUGCCGGAUGACCCUCCGCACAAUCGCGCGGUCGCCACGCUGGUUGGGCAUCAGGGCGUCGUGACCGGGGUGGCCGGCAUCACCGUGGCCGGCCUCGAUCGGGCGCUGGUUUCCGGCGGCCAGGAUGGGCUCCUGUGUGUCUGGGUGCCGGCUGAUUGGCAGGCAGCCCGGCUGGUCGGCCUGCCGGAUCCCCGCGGCGCCUGGCGCCUGGUGGCCACCAUUCGCACCGCCUCCGCGGUGUUGGCACUUUCUUGCCUGGACUUGGGCCCCUCGACCGGGGACGAGAUCACCACACCACCGGCCAGCCUCGACCCCGGGGCCGGGCCCUUUGCGGCGCAUGCCGCCAUCAACCGGGAGUAUGCCGGGCCGCGGGAUCUGCUUGUGGCGGCCGCCGGGGCCGAUGGCGAGCUGACCCUGCAUGAGGUCCACGUGCCGGGGUUCUUUUCCGAAGCGUCGGCCAUGUGUCGCGAGGUGGCCAUGCCGGCGCUUGGCCGCGGUCCGGCCCAUUCCCUGGCCAUGUCCCGGCUCCCGACCGCCUCGUCCCCCGGCCGUGGGGAUAUCCUGCUGGCCGCCGGUCUGUCCGAUGCUACGAUCGGCCUGUGGACCAUCUGCCUGCCGGCCUUCGAGGCCGCCCGGGUGGCCACCAUCGACGGCCACACUGAUUGGGUUGGCGGGCUCUCCUUCUGCCACAGUCCGGCAGUCGACACGGCCGGCGCGCCAUCCCUGUGGCUGGCGUCGGCAUCAUUCGACCACUCGAUCCGUCUGUGGAGUGUGCAGCUGAAGUCCCUCAGCCCGGAGGUCGGUACCUCGGCCGGUGACGGCGAGAAUGUGGCCGACUCCAUGGAGACCAUCCAGUCACGCAUCCGCGCCCUGAUGGACAAGCAUGAGACAUGCGCUUUCGAUUUGCCGGCACUCGUGUUGUCCAAGGCGGACGACGGCCCCGGCCCUGGGCGGGCCACCUACUCGGUGGCCUUCGAGGCACUGCUCCUCGGUCAUGAGGACCCCGUGCAUACGGUUUGCUGGGAGCCCACCGGCCAGACGGAGGACCUGGCCAUUGGGCGCCCCCGGGGGCCACUCGGGGCCGAGGCCGCCCGGCCGGUGCCCCCAGCCCGCGGGCUGCUCACCUGCUCGAUGGACCGGACGGUGCGCGUGUGGCGCGGGGUGUCCGCCUCGGCCGGGCGCCUUGCUGAUGACCUCCUCUGGCUGGAGCAGGCCUGUCUCGGGGAGUCCGGCUCGACGGACCACAACCGCGGCUUCACCGCGGCCGCUUGGCUGGUCGGCGGUCCGCACGCACAGGCCAUCGCCAUCGGGCACAAUGGCAACCUCCGGUCGUGGUACCGGCUGGCGGCUGAGGACCUGGAAGCCGAGGGGGCCGACCCGGCCCAUGCUGGGCUGCUGCCCGAGUGCUGGGCCUCGCAGCCCGUGUGCAGUGGUCAUACCGGCCCGGCGACCGAUUGCGCGUGGGAUCCCCACCGAUCGCACGGGGCCGGCCCCGGGCGGUACUUACUCACGGCCGGGGAGGACCACACGGCCCGGGUGUUCGGCCGGUGGCGCCCAGACCCGGAUGUCCCGGCCGCCACGGAGCCGGGCCACUACUAUGAAUUGUGCCGGCCUCAGCUGCAUGGUCACCCCUUGGCGGCGAUCGCCUUCGGCCAGCAGGCACAUACGUAUGCAUGUGCCGCGGCCGGGGAGAAGGCCGCGCGCAUCAUGGCCGCCCCGCCGCGCCUGCGCGCCUCCAUGUCCCUGAUCACCGGGCAUGCGCUCAUGGCCCCGGAGGACCUGGCCGCCGUGGAGUUCUCCGCGGCCGCCGAUGUCCAGGUCGAGGCGCUGGGCCUGUCCAACCGCAUGACCGCCGCCUCAAACCGCCCGGCUGACCAUGUGGCGGAAUCGACCGCUGAUGAGGAUGCUCGCGCCGAGUGGGCCAUCCCCCCGACUGAGGACUGUCUGAUCCUCGGAACCCUGUGGGUGGAGGAGCAUAAGCUGUAUGGGCAUCCCUUCGAGCUGAACACCAUUGCCUCCAGCGCGGAUGCCGACCUCCCGGAUGAGGACCAGGCCCCGGGGCAGCCGACGCCCGGUCUGCCGGCGCUGCUGGCCACCGCGGCCCAAGCUUCCUCCGGGCGUGACGCCGGCAUCCGGCUUUGGUCGAUGACCUCGUGGCGGCCGAUUCCGCUGCGGUACCAAGCGACCCCAGGCGCGGUGGAUGUUGCCGGCGCAGUGUCGCUGCCAGUGCACGGGCUGACCGUGACACAGAUGGCCUUUGCCCCGGCCGGGCCUGCUGGGUCCGGGGCCGGGCCGCGUCUGCUGCUGUCGGUGUCGCGCGAUCGUGGCAUUGCCCUGCAUUCGCUUUGGCCCGAUGAGGGGCCCGCCGGCCCGGGCGAGUCUGUGCCGGACUCCGAGCCGGCCAUUCGCGCGGUGCUGGAGGCCCAUCUGCCCGAGGCGCACCGGCGCAUGAUUUGGGCUUGUGCCUGGCUCCCGCUGACGGCCGGCCCCGGGUCCCUGCCGGCGGGAUUCGUGACCGCCUCACGAGAUGGCGUUCUCCGGGUCUUCCGCCUGGAGGAUACCGGGGCUGACAGCCGGGCCGGGCCGGCCGCGCGAUUCCUCGUCCACCCGACGGACCAGGUGAAGUUCGCCGUGAGCCCGCUCUCGGCGCUGGCCGUGUGCCCGACCCCGGGUCCCGAGCGCCGUUGGCGCAUCGCCCUCGGGCACCAGUCCGGCCGGGUGGCUCUGGUUCAUCUGCAAGCUGACAGCCUGCGUGUGGUUCCCGACGAGCCGGCCACCCUCCCCGGCCAUCUGUGCCCGGGAGACGCCGUGGCCAAGCUGGCCUGGCGGCCGCCGGUUCCCGGGUCCAAGGGUCUGGGCCUUCCGGCCGACGAGCUUGCCUGCGUGGCGGCCGAUGGCUCGGUGCGCGUUUUCGCCUUCUGAUGUGCUCCGCCCAGAGGGAGGAGUUGCAUCCGGGGAAGAUGAAAAAAAUAAAUAUACCACAACAUCCUUCCCACACAAGCAUAUAUAUAUGUAUAUACACACACACACACACAC